Messenger RNA from Prorocentrum cordatum, 1586 nucleotides. Lineage: Eukaryota; Dinophyceae; Prorocentrales; Prorocentraceae. The record is from the annotation of a GenBank genome assembly.
AAGCAUGUUGGCCCAACGCGAAAGGUGAUCGGGUUGUGGACAGGGGUACCGAUUUCUUCCAUAUGGGACGGCGUGACCAAUGCUGUGCCGAUGCAGCUUGGUAGCUGGUUUCCUAUGCUGUGCGCGAUCCACGUUUGCACUGUUUGUUGAUCCGUACUUGCCGAACGCGAGGAUAGCAGCUGCAGAUGGAGACGACCGUCAGGAGGGAAUCCAAUCCAGCGGAGACGCCCUUUAUCGGCGGCGGGUGUCCCGGAGAACGCGACGAAGUUCAGCGGCGACUUCGCCGAGGCCUGGGACGAGGCGCGCGCGGAGCGCGGGGCGCAGCCGGCGGAGGAGGAGGCGGAGGCCGCCACCCGGCAGGGGGAGGGAAACCGCACCGUCAACGUGGUGAUCAGUGUGAGGAGCGGUGACGAGCUGCCGCGGUGGAGCCGGAGCAUCAUGGCCGGCGAGUGGGGCGAGCACGUGUCGCUCUCCGUGUACGUGAAAACGGCGGGCCUCGGGCCUGACGAGGAGCGGGUGCUGGAGAGCAGAGGUCGUUUCGAGAUGAUCGCCAUCCCCAAGUUCGGGCGAAGCGAACAUGCUUACGUGUGGCAUAUCGCGCGCAAAGCACCAUCCUUCGCAAGCGUCGAGAUUUUCACGAAGACCAAUGACAUGGAUAGUAAGGAGCAUCCGAUUGAUGAAAGACAGGUCAGAUAUAUGGUCGACGUAGCACUGGACGGCACUCCUUAUGAAAUGGUGUCGUACCCAUGGGGGCUCGACAGACGGUACCUGCAGGUGCGGUGCGACAAAGCAUGGAGCAACCAUUCUCUCUACCACGAGUUUUGUGAGGGAGGUCGCGAUUGCGUCAAAAGGAAGGGGAUCUCUUGUCAAGGCUCCAUCUUCACACAGAGGUACAAGAAUGGCUCAGUUGGUUUGAGCAUGGUUAGAAAUGCAGUCACGGCAGAAAAAGGCCCAGCUGAUCUCGCAUGGGCGUUGCGUCAAUUGCCACAGCCACUCCCUCUCAUUCAUGAGACAUACGGUGAAGGCAUGUUUUCUGUGCGGCGGAACGUUCUGGGCCAGUUUUCCGCGAGCUGGUACCGCGAGUGGAAGAACAUCAUGUAUGGUGACACUGCCCCCUGGGGCUACCACCACGACUCUGCCAUGUUAGUCUUGCCUCUGUUGUUCGGCCGGGCGUCCACUACUAGUAAGCAGUUUCCUGCGUGGUUCGUGUCUCCGAGCACCAUGGACCUGUUCGAUACGGUCGACGGUAUGCGGAAAGCCAACCCGCGAUACACCAUUCGCCGUGAUAGGUAGGGUUGUUCAAAAAGGGGCUGUUCGUCAAGGAAUCGAACGUCUGACUUCUCGCCUUCGGCAGAAAACAUCCUACGUAAAGUGGGUGAAGCUAGCAGAAGUAACGUGAGGUUUUCUGAGAGAUUGCGAGAGAGAGGGAUCAACGCAUGCGUACGCACGUCAUCCAGACUCGGCCACGGCGAUUUUACAGCAAUUUUUUGUGUUCCGUUCUGUGCUCCAAUGGUGGCCAACGGCCAUCUGACCACCAGUCGAUCACGGUGACACGGUGAGUCUCGUCAUCCUUCUAUUCUCAUUGC